AUGACUUCCGAACACACAGUCGCCAAGGUCCUGAUCGAAUGGGUCAACAGUUUCUCGCUGGGCAAGACCAUUCGGAGCACAGACGAACUGACCGAUGGGAUCAUUCUCUGGGAGAUUUUACAGGAUGUCGACCCUCAGCAUUUCCUGGACGAGCUGCCAGAGCGCAACCCUUCGGACCACUGGGUCACGCGAUGGCAGAACCUCAAACACCUCCACAAACUAUUGACCAGCUAUAUUCGAAGCCAAAACGACGACGAGAUCCCCCCCGGCUUGGAUCCGUCGCCAGACCUAAAAGCGAUAGCCGAAGCAAACUCGCUCAAGGAAACGAAUAAACUGCUGAAAUUGAUUUUGAUCGCGGCGAUUAGCUCCCCGAACGCGGGCACCUACGUUACGACCCUGCAGGAACUGGGUACAUCGACUCAAGAGGUGCUGAAAGAUAUUAUUCAGGAAGCCCACAAUACCCAGCAUGAAGAUUCUGCAGCGGAAGAUGAGGACCAAGAUGGGACCGCCAAGCGAGACCUCGCCGUUGACCCGGAACUACGAUUCGAAGAACGAGUUGGAAAGGUUUUGGCGGAGAAUGACAAGCUGGCGAGCGAGAAAAAGGAGAUGGAAAAGGCCCUGGAGGAUCUGCAUAACCGCCUGGCUCGCCUGCAGGAAAAUAACGACACUCUACAAACCCGUCUGGCCUCAACGGAGGACCGACUGGUGACGCUAAAGUCUGGAAAAGGAGAUGGUGCUUUCAGCGCAAAGGCCCUGGAAAGCAAAUCGCGGCAGCAAGAGGAGCUCAUUGCAAAUCAGGAAGCCAAGAUCUCUAGCACCCAGGAUGAGAUCGACAGUCUCAAAAUGUCCCUGGAAUCUAUGCGAAUCAAAACCCAACGUUUCCAGAAAUUGCAAGAUGACUACGACGAAAUGAAGACUGAAAGGGACCAGCUUACCCGCAAAGCAAAUGCCGCCGAGAAGUAUCGACAAAAGCUCCAAGCAAGCCAGGACUUUGAGAAAGAGAACCAAGCACUCAAAACCCAAGUCGAAGACCUCCAGCAGCAGCUAAAGGAAGCUGAUUCAAAUCAGCGACGAUCUUCAGAGCGCGAUGUCGAACUAGAAGAAUACCGACGAGUCUUGCCACGCAUCGAGCAAGAUCGUCACGAGAUCCAGAGUCUGAAGAAACAAUUGGAAUUCAACAACCAUGCUCUCACCGAGCGCCUCCAAAGCGCAGAAGAGCAACGGGACCGAGACGAGUCUCUUAUCAGUGAGCUUCGCGAGCGGAUCCGGGAGUUGGAGGGCUCGCCUGGUAGUCCCUCGCUUACCCCAGGGAAUACAACUCCUACGCUACGUGGUACACUGCAAAGGGAUCUUGAAGAUAUUGGAACGAGAGAAACACAGCUGAAAUCCGAAAACGAAGAGCUAAAGAAGGAGGUUGAAAAGCUAAAAACCACAAGCUCGGUUGGGCCGAGUUUGGAAGCGUACUCUGAAAACUUUGUAUUGACGGCACAGCUGGCUCAGGCCAAAUCAACGCAAAGUGAGGAGUAUUGGAAACUCUACGAUCAAUACGCAGAAGUGCGGCAGAAGCUUGCAGAUGCCGAAGAUGUUAUUGAUACUACCAAGCGACAAAUUGACGACGUAAAAGCGGAGUUGGGACUUGUCGGUAAAGAAAAACUCGACAUCAUCACCGAAGUCCGUGAUUCCAACUCUGCAGAAAUCUCCAAAGUUCGCGCAGAUUGGGAUGAGCUUUCGCACAAGAUUCACCAUUUGGAGGCUGAAGUCGACGCCUCGCAGACUCUUGUCAGAGAUGUGUGCGCGGAGCGUGAUGAACUGCGCACGCUGCUCGACAACAAGCAGGAUAGAAUCCACUCUGAAGAUGAGGACUCCAUCAAGGAAAUGCAGACACUUCUUGCAGAGUUUGCUGCUAGGGAAAAUGCCGAGAACCCCGAGGCUCCUGAAAAGUCGGGCAUCGAGCUGCUUAAACACUUUGCAGAAGUCACCGAGAAGAGUGCAGACAGGCUUGCAAAGAGAGCAGUGUAUAUCCAUGACCAAAAUGAGCUCAUCAAGUCACUCCAAGAUCGAGUCAACAACAUGGAAGACGCCAAUUCCGGCCAGGAGGAAAGCGGAAUCCCCAAAGAACGCGAGAUUGAACUCCAGACCACCAUCCAGCGCCAAGCUCGAGAGAUUUCUCUCAUUUGCUCUGCAUGGUACGAUCUACAAGGCCGUCUGCAACACAGCAACGUGAGCGUUUCACGCUAUCGUCAUCCUGCGUCCAUGGGUGGCGGUGGCGCGGAUUCGCAAAAGGGAUGGCUCGCAAAGCAAAGAAGCCUUGUUUCUAUGGCAAGUACUCCUAGAUAG
This is a messenger RNA of Talaromyces rugulosus, 2337 nucleotides long. RefSeq lists its product as uncharacterized. Gene Ontology annotation, molecular function: microtubule binding; dynein light intermediate chain binding. Bases 1 to 2337 code for a protein of 778 amino acids. Gene Ontology annotation, cellular component: cytoplasm; centrosome. Lineage: Eukaryota; Fungi; Ascomycota; Eurotiomycetes; Eurotiales; Trichocomaceae. The record is from RefSeq and is a predicted model, not a curated record. Gene Ontology annotation, biological process: cytoplasmic microtubule organization; cytoskeleton-dependent intracellular transport. The transcript has 7 exons.